This is a messenger RNA of Acanthosepion pharaonis, 459 nucleotides long. NCBI's taxonomy places the organism in Eukaryota, Metazoa, Mollusca, Cephalopoda, Sepiida, Sepiidae. The record is from the annotation of a GenBank genome assembly.
AUGUCUUCUUUGUUCACGACCUUUCUUUUUAUCUGCUUGACAUAUCUCUUCUUUUUCCUCCCUCAUUUACAAUGCAUAGGCUUCAUCUUAUUAAUAAUUCCUUUCUCUCCUCCUUCUUUACUAACCAGUCUUUAUCUUUUACUUUUCCUUACUUGCUAUUUCUGUUUUAUUAUUUUUGUCUGUUCUCCCUGCUUUCGUUUUUUUUUAUCGCUAUCUCUUGCAUUCCUUCUUGAUAUUUUUUCUUCACACUUGCAGUUCUCAAUCAGAAUGUUACUGUCUAUUUCUUUGUCUUUGCCAUCCUCACUUUCCUCAUUCUUCUUUUUCCAUAUUCAAUUCUAUGACAAUUAUUAUUUCAAUAUUUUCAAGGUUAUUAAACGGAUGUCUUCCGGUUUUCAUCAUUUGCAUAAUCAUCUCUCUCUCUCUCUCUCUCUCUCUCUCUCUCUCUCUCUCUCUCUCUAA